UUCAGCUCUAUUUUCAUACAUUCUGUCAAACUGUUUUGUUAACGACUGUUUGUUUAAAUUGAAAUAAUUAAAGUUUCGGUUUGUCUUUUAAUGGCGCGAAGAGAAUUCACAGCGAAGCUAAUGCUAAAGCUAACUACAGGCUCUUCCGGUGUAGUUUACUGUAGGAUGGACGUGGAUCUUUUUCUCGCUCUAGAUGUUUCAAGCAUGUGGAGGUGAAGAAGAACCGUAAACGCCAUGAUGUCACACAUCAGAAGGACGUUGUCUCUUCUCAGAGGCUGUUCGGGUGUUUGCAGGUGUCAGACUCGUACCUGCAGCAGUCUGUUGACGGCCUCUGGCGGUGACGCGUCAGGGUUCGUCCUGCUCUCCCGGUCCACAGACGUUUAUCAGAACCUGGCUUUGGAGGACUGGAUCGACGCCAAGGUGGACCUGCAGCAGCGUAGCAUCCUGCUGCUGUGGAGGAACCGGCCAGCCGUGGUCAUCGGACGCCACCAGAACCCCUGGACUGAGUGCAACCUGCCAGCCAUGAGGCGGGCGGGGAUCCCUCUGGCCCGCAGGCGGAGCGGCGGCGGGACGGUCUUCCAUGACCUCGGGAACCUCAACCUGACCUUCUUCACCUCCAAGAAGGCGUACGACCGGCAGAGGAACCUGAAGGUCGUCACAGAGGCGCUGAGGAAGCUGCGACCUGAGCUGGACGUCCAGGCCACCGACAGAUUCGACAUUUUAUUGAAAGGACACUACAAGAUCUCAGGCAGCGCGUCCAGACUCAGCAGGAAGUCGUCGUACCAUCACUGCACUCUGCUGCACUCCGCCGACCGCUCCGCCCUCGCCGCCGUGCUCCGCCCCUCCUGCCCCGGUAUCCACAGCAACGCCACGCCCAGCGUCCCCUCACCUGUCGCCAACCUGGUGGACCACGCCCCCUCGCUGCAGUGGGAGGAGCUGCUGGACGCACUGGCGGACCAGUACAACGCAGAGUUCGGCUUCUGCUCCGCGGCGACCUUCGUUAACCCCGCUGACGAGUCUGCGUUUCCUGGUCUGAGCAGAGCGGCGACAGAGCUGCGCGGUUGGGAGUGGACGUUCGGGAAGACGCCUAAAUUCAGCGUCCAGACGCUCCUGGACCUGACAGACGUCGCAUCAUCAGCUCGCAGCUCCGCCCGGCUGCAUAUGGAGGUGAAGAACGGCGUGAUCGAGAGCUGCGAGCUGGACGUUCCUGCAGACUGGCUGCCGCAGCGGCUGAGCGGCGAGCUGAGCGGCGUGCUGGUCGGAGAGCGGUUCUGUCCCCACCGGACGGCCGCAGGUGUUUCUGCGCUGCUGCGGUCUGAGAGCGGCGAGCUGCACCACAGACUGCACAACCUGUGUGACGCUGUGGUGUCUGUCAUGGGCUGAAUAAACCUCAAACUACA
This is a messenger RNA of Thunnus maccoyii (southern bluefin tuna), 1400 nucleotides long. It is a transcript of the gene lipt1, whose product is annotated as lipoyltransferase 1. The transcript has 4 exons. Gene Ontology annotation, cellular component: mitochondrion; cytoplasm. Gene Ontology annotation, molecular function: lipoyltransferase activity. NCBI's taxonomy places the organism in Eukaryota, Metazoa, Chordata, Actinopteri, Scombriformes, Scombridae. The record is from RefSeq and is a predicted model, not a curated record. The coding region runs from base 235 to 1383 and encodes 382 amino acids. Gene Ontology annotation, biological process: protein lipoylation.